This is a messenger RNA of Cordyceps fumosorosea ARSEF 2679, 975 nucleotides long. RefSeq names its product Filamentation induced protein by cAMP/death on curing. The transcript has a single exon. Lineage: Eukaryota; Fungi; Ascomycota; Sordariomycetes; Hypocreales; Cordycipitaceae. The record is from RefSeq and is a predicted model, not a curated record. Bases 1 to 975 code for a protein of 324 amino acids.
AUGGAAAAUGUUUCUAUGACCAUUCGCGCCGACAAUGUCUACAGAACAUAUGCUACUGGACAAGACCCCGCGACAUUGUUCAAGAAGGCAACUUCAUACAUGGACAGCGCAAAAGCAACCUCUCGAAAUGAAGAACAGGAACAGACGCUCAAUACACAGCUCGAGGACUUGAUGCUGCACGCGAUUUUCGGAAGCAACAGAAUCGAGAGUGCCGGCCUCAAUCUCGACAUUACCGUUCACCUCUGUCGCAAGAUCCUGCGCGGCGAGGACGUCGGAGAAAUUACUGAACGAACACCAGAAUAUUUACAAAAGCUGGCGGAACUCUAUUGCAUGGACCCCCUCCUGAAAGAGAAGUCUGUGAAGCUUGUACUCCGAGGCCGUCAAGAGAUUAUUCAACACGUCAAAGCCUUUCAACACAUGAUCCACCACUUCGCCGUCAACAAGGAGGACAUGACCGAAGAGCUGAUCAAAGAAACGCACGCCAUCCUCUGCAAAGGGGUCCCGGUAAUUCACAGAGAAGGCCCGGAGACACCCUCCAAGGACUACGCCGGCAAGUAUCGCAAGGUCAUUGUUGGCGCUGGCAACUCAAACUUUGUCGUUCCCCAGCGCGUCCCGGCCCAAAUGGCUAAACUUUGCGCCGACUUGAAGCAAGAUAUUUUCAAAGCUGAGGCAGACAAGUAUGUUGACCCCUUUUCUCUUGCCUCCAAGUACUCGUUGGAGUUUGUGCAGAUCCAUCCAUUCCUGGACGGUAACGGCCGCAUGUGCAGAAUGAUUCUCAACGUCAUUCUUUUUCGGUUUACGGGUAUCUUUGUCGCGAUCGGAGAGCGCGAGUCUGACAGGGAGGAGUACAUGGGAAUCAAAAGGAGAUCCUCGGCAACAAUGGAAGGGCAUGGAGAGUACGCUACGUUUGUGCUGGACAAGGGAAUGAGGAGUUUUAGGAAGCUGAAGCAAAAGUUGCAUGGAAAACGCGGAUAA